GACGAAGCGGUUGUGUUGCGCGUUAAAUCAAGAAUAAAACUCGUAUGCGAAGGCGUUUCGGCGUGUGUUUUUAAAUCGUUUUCAACAGAAAUAGCUGCGGUGAACAUAGCAAAUGUUAAAAGUAUAGUGACUGAGCAUAUAUAUGAAACAAAUAAAUAUUGUUAAAAAUUUAUAAAAGUAGUGCGGUGGCGCUAAAAUGACCACAUAGCAAUUUUAUAAAAAAAUACGGUGUGUAACGAUUAAAAGUUGGUUAAAUGAACUUUUCAAUUGUUCAAACAGACUAGGAAUUUCCGUUGACUAAAUAAAACGCAAAGAACAACAAUAAAAACGCAAAAGCAAAGAGAGAAAAAAAAAAACAAUUUCAAAAGCAAACGCAACCUGUAGCUGUAGCUCUGGCCUCAGGCACAGCUGGCGCUUUGUACGUUUUUUUUUUGACUUGGAAACGGAAUUGAAAAAUUUGGGUCUCUUUGUGUGUUUUCGCAACACGGAAGCAACAAAUGCUAAUGCCUUAAAGCAGCGCAAAAAAAAACACAAAUAACAUAAUAUCAAAAGCUAUAUAAGUUACAACAUAAUAAUAAUAACAAGCAGUCGUGUUAACAACACAGCAAAUCUUUAAAGAGAAAAUGUGGUGCAUAGUAAACCUGCCAAACGGCAGUCACCAGGCUGUCAAAUUGGAUCCCAAAGCCAUCGGACAUGAAUGCCUUGAAAAGGUCUGCAAGGCUUUGGGCAUUGUCUGCGAAAUGGAAUACUUUGGCCUGGAGCCCUGGACGCCCAAUCAGAAGGAGUCGCGCAGUCGUCAGUGGUACAAUCUGCGGAAUCGUUUGCAUGGCGACAGCGGCAGCAGUGGCAGCAUUCAGCUGAUGCUGGCGCUGCGCGUGAAAUUCUGGGUGCCAGCCCAUACGAUUCUGCAGCAGAGUGUGCGCGAUUUGUUCUACACGCAGGCGAGGCAGGAUCUGUUGGAGGCGCGUCUCUAUCCGCUCGAUUGGAGCAAUGCCGCCAAGCUGGGUGCGCUGCUUUGCCAGGCGGACGGCAUACGCUUCAAUGAGCAGUCGCUGCAUGCCAAGUGUCCCAUACGCAUGCGUCAGGAGCUGGCGCAGCAGCAGCUGGCGCAACAGCAGCAGGUGAAGCAGCAGCAAAUACGCAAGGAGAAGGAGCAUGUGCUCAGCUUCAAGAAGCGUCGCCUGAGCAAGCAAAAGUCGCUCGAUCACAUUGAAUGCUGCACACUGUCGGCACCAGCAACAGCAACAGCAACUGUUGCCAGCACCAGCAGCAACAACAGCAGCAACAUCAAUCUACAGGCCUCCACAUCCGCGUCGACUUCAAGCACACCCAGCAACAGCAGCAGCAGUCACUCCAGCCUGGAUGAGCGUCUCAUUAGCACCCCACUGCGCAACUAUGUGCAGUAUCUGCUGCUGCCCAGCGGCGCCAGCGAGCCACCAGAGGAUUUCCUGCGUCAAAUUGCCCUGGAGCACAGCAAACUGGCCAAGCUGCCCAUGAGUCCCAAGUCGGCCAAGUACUGGCUGCUGCAAGCGAUACAAGAGCUCGCCGGCUAUGGCGAGGAGCUCUUCAGCGGCGUUGCUACCAAUGAGAGCGCCACGCGCUGUGAAAUUGCAGUUGGCGCUCAUGGCAUUACCGUUAGCCGCGGAGAUGACAAAGAAAGCAUCUCGUUUAGCGCCAUUACGGCUGCCAAGUCGCUGAAGCGCACCUUCAAGCUGGAGUAUCUGGAUGAUCACAACGACCGCAAGGAGCUGGAGAUUAAGCUGCCCAAGCAGCCCAUUGCCGCCGGGCUCUAUCGCUCCAUUACAGAGCGCCACGCCUUCUAUGUGUGCGACAAGGUGCGCUGCGUGGUCACCAAUCAGUUUACGCGCGAUCUCAAGGGCACCAUUGCGUCCAUGUUUACGGAUACGGAGCUGGGCAAGCGCUAUGUAUUCGAUAUACAGCACACGUGCCGCGAGGUGCACGAUCAGGCGCGUCGCAAGCUGCUGGAGCGUGGCGGAGAUGUGGCCGUGCCUGCUCUGGCGGGCGACACUGACGCCAGCAGCGGUGGCUGCUGCGAGUCUGGCUUAGAUAUUGUUGCUGGCGUUGGCGAUGCCGGUUCCAUGGCCGGCAAGAUAGAUUUGGCCAUACGCGAAAAGGAGGAGCGUGAGGCGGCGAUUGAGCGCUGCGUGGACACGCGCAUAUCCGAAGCAAUGCAGUGCAAGAUUUGCAUGGAUCGCGAGAUCAACACAGUGUUCAAUCCAUGCUGUCACGUCAUCGCAUGUGCGCAAUGUGCAGCCAGGUGCAGCAAUUGCCCAAACUGCCGCGUCAAGAUCACCAGCGUAGUCAAAAUCUAUCUGCCAUCCGAACUGCGCACCAGCCAACCCGCUGUCAGCAGCAGCAGCAGCCACUGCAGCAGCAGCAGUGUCGCCCCAGCGGAUCAGCAGCAGCAGCAGCAGCAGCAACUUGAGCAGCUUGAGGAUGCCAGUCCAAGCUCGAGUGCCGGCUUAGCUGCUGCCGCCGCCGCUGUGGCGCCGAAUGUGGGAGAGCCAAAGGUAACGGCGGCCGCCUAGAAUUGGUUGUGCUCGCUGCUAUUCCGGCUGAUGGAAUGGGUGUGCGUGCCUAUCGUGUGAUCGUGACCUUAUGUUGCUGCUAUGACAAAAUGACCAUAAUAAUUUCGAGGGAACAAACCAAAAAUGAUAAAAACCACAAAUCAAAAAAACUACACUAAAUCAAAAAAUUGAGUUUUCAACUCACACACACACACACACACACACACACACACAUAGAACACAUAGCUCGUAUACUCGUAUCUUUACUCAAGUAUUUUAUGCAUAUACAACACGACUAUAAAGUGCUAUUUAACCCUAUCUAAGACUUUGCUGUUUAGUCGGUUUAGAACAUAGUAAGCCUAUCUAUAUAUACCUACUAAUGCAUAUAUAUAUAUAUAUAUAAAACAUAGCGUAAUCUACAUAUAUAUUUACUAACCAUGAAUGUACAAUACGUAGCAUGUAUAAGUCGAGCUGUUACAUCAGUUACUUACUAUAUAUAUACUGUUAGAAUCUAAAGUCUCUUUUUACAAAACGACACGAAACGCAAGAUGUAUUUAUUAAUAUGUAUUUAAUGCCCAUAAACUCUUUAGUAUUUAUUAACACUAACUUACCUGAGCGCCGUAUCCAGCCCCGCGAAAUUCUCAUAUGGCAUAUACUUACAUAUUUCGAUGUGUUAUUGUUGUACAUAUACAUAUAUCCAUAUAUUACGUAGUGACCUAGGACAAGCGUACAAUAAUCGCAAGUUUAAGGAGCAAACAUAGUACUAAGUACCUGCAAACUUCAAGCUGCUUGAAUCGCCCAGUGCGAUUCUCAGUGGCCUACAUACAAACAUAAACAUAAAUAUACAUACAUAGAUUGAAAGAUAUAUAUAUAUAUAUAUAC
Molecule: messenger RNA, 3410 nt
Organism: Drosophila busckii
Lineage: Eukaryota; Metazoa; Arthropoda; Insecta; Diptera; Drosophilidae
Gene: dnr1
Product: E3 ubiquitin-protein ligase MYLIP
Exons: 4
Coding region: 624-2549 (641 amino acids)
Biological process (GO): ubiquitin-dependent protein catabolic process
Cellular component (GO): cytoskeleton
Molecular function (GO): ubiquitin-protein transferase activity
Source: RefSeq, a predicted model, not a curated record